This is a messenger RNA of Homo sapiens (human), 5201 nucleotides long. It is a transcript of the gene POLR3B, whose product is annotated as RNA polymerase III subunit B. Gene Ontology annotation, biological process: DNA-templated transcription; termination of RNA polymerase III transcription. The transcript is spliced from 26 exons. Gene Ontology annotation, molecular function: DNA-directed RNA polymerase activity; ribonucleoside binding; DNA binding. Gene Ontology annotation, cellular component: DNA-directed RNA polymerase complex; cytosol; nucleus. Bases 133 to 3207 code for a protein of 1024 amino acids. The record is from RefSeq and is a predicted model, not a curated record. Lineage: Eukaryota; Metazoa; Chordata; Mammalia; Primates; Hominidae.
GUCUCUAGCUAACACGCACGGCGGGGACAGUUUAGGCCUCCGCGCACCGUUCGCCGGGAGUCUUGCAGUUUGCUUGGUGCAGGGAAGGCGGGCGCGGAGGUUCUAUCUGUUUCUUCCUCCUUCGUGAGCAGCAUGGACGUGCUAGCGGAGGAGUUUGGGAACCUGACUCCGGAGCAGCUGGCGGCGCCGAUCCCGACUGUAGAGGAAAAAUGGAGGCUGCUUCCAGCAUUUUUAAAGGUGAAAGGCCUUGUGAAACAGCAUAUAGAUUCAUUUAACUAUUUCAUUAAUGUAGAGAUAAAGAAGAUAAUGAAAGCCAAUGAAAAGGUUACAAGUGACGCUGACCCUAUGUGGUACUUAAAAUAUCUUAAUAUCUAUGUUGGGCUUCCUGAUGUUGAAGAAAGCUUCAAUGUAACUAGACCAGUGUCCCCUCAUGAGUGCCGUUUGAGAGACAUGACAUACUCUGCCCCUAUUACAGUGGAUAUUGAAUAUACCCGAGGCAGCCAGAGGAUCAUCCGCAAUGCCUUACCUAUCGGCAGAAUGCCCAUAAUGCUACGUAGUUCAAACUGUGUUCUUACAGGAAAAACGCCAGCAGAAUUUGCCAAACUGAACGAAUGUCCCUUAGAUCCAGGUGGCUACUUCAUUGUUAAAGGAGUAGAAAAAGUUAUUCUUAUCCAAGAGCAGCUGUCUAAGAACAGGAUCAUCGUGGAGGCUGAUAGAAAAGGGGCUGUUGGAGCUUCAGUUACCAGCUCUACCCAUGAGAAAAAAAGCAGAACCAAUAUGGCUGUGAAACAAGGACGAUUUUAUUUGAGGCAUAAUACUUUGUCAGAAGAUAUACCCAUUGUCAUCAUAUUUAAGGCCAUGGGUGUUGAGAGUGACCAGGAAAUUGUGCAGAUGAUUGGAACAGAGGAGCACGUGAUGGCUGCAUUUGGGCCCAGUCUGGAAGAGUGCCAGAAAGCUCAGAUUUUCACACAGAUGCAGGCAUUAAAAUAUAUAGGGAACAAAGUAAGAAGGCAAAGGAUGUGGGGAGGUGGACCAAAGAAAACCAAAAUAGAAGAAGCAAGAGAGCUCCUGGCUUCCACCAUUCUGACCCAUGUCCCAGUUAAGGAAUUCAAUUUCCGAGCCAAAUGUAUCUAUACUGCAGUGAUGGUGCGAAGAGUUAUUCUGGCCCAAGGAGAUAAUAAAGUUGACGACAGAGAUUAUUAUGGUAACAAGCGACUGGAAUUGGCAGGACAGCUUUUAUCUCUUCUUUUUGAAGACUUGUUCAAAAAAUUUAAUUCUGAAAUGAAAAAGAUUGCCGACCAGGUGAUUCCUAAGCAAAGAGCAGCCCAGUUUGAUGUUGUCAAACACAUGCGCCAAGACCAGAUCACCAAUGGCAUGGUGAAUGCUAUUUCUACCGGAAAUUGGUCUUUAAAGAGAUUUAAAAUGGACCGCCAGGGUGUAACCCAAGUGCUGUCUCGCUUGUCAUAUAUAUCCGCACUGGGCAUGAUGACAAGAAUCUCUUCCCAGUUUGAAAAAACGAGAAAAGUGAGUGGUCCUCGCUCCCUCCAGCCAUCUCAGUGGGGAAUGCUGUGUCCUUCGGACACUCCUGAAGGAGAGGCAUGUGGUUUGGUUAAAAACUUGGCCCUUAUGACACACAUCACAACUGAUAUGGAAGAUGGACCCAUUGUUAAAUUAGCCAGUAACUUGGGAGUAGAAGAUGUGAAUUUAUUAUGUGGGGAAGAGCUCUCUUACCCAAAUGUGUUUCUUGUCUUUCUUAAUGGUAACAUCUUAGGUGUCAUUCGAGACCACAAAAAGCUAGUGAAUACAUUUCGACUCAUGAGAAGAGCAGGAUAUAUCAAUGAAUUUGUUUCCAUCUCAACAAAUCUUACAGAUCGAUGUGUCUAUAUUUCUUCUGAUGGGGGAAGGCUAUGCAGACCCUACAUAAUUGUCAAGAAACAGAAGCCAGCAGUCACAAAUAAACAUAUGGAAGAGCUGGCCCAAGGGUACAGGAAUUUUGAAGAUUUCUUACAUGAGAGUCUGGUUGAAUAUUUAGAUGUGAAUGAAGAAAAUGAUUGUAACAUUGCACUGUACGAACACACAAUUAAUAAAGACACCACCCACUUGGAGAUUGAACCCUUCACUCUUCUCGGCGUGUGUGCUGGACUUAUCCCAUACCCUCACCAUAACCAGUCACCGAGAAACACUUAUCAGUGUGCCAUGGGGAAACAAGCCAUGGGUACUAUAGGAUACAACCAGCGAAACAGAAUUGAUACUCUCAUGUAUCUACUAGCAUAUCCACAAAAACCCAUGGUUAAGACAAAAACCAUUGAAUUGAUAGAAUUUGAGAAACUGCCAGCUGGACAGAAUGCAACAGUUGCUGUGAUGAGCUAUAGUGGCUAUGAUAUUGAAGAUGCUCUUGUUUUAAACAAGGCCUCUUUAGACAGAGGCUUUGGGCGUUGCCUUGUAUAUAAAAAUGCUAAAUGUACGUUGAAACGAUACACCAAUCAGACUUUUGAUAAAGUGAUGGGGCCCAUGUUGGAUGCUGCUACAAGGAAACCUAUCUGGCGACAUGAAAUCUUAGAUGCAGAUGGUAUUUGUUCUCCAGGUGAGAAAGUAGAAAACAAACAAGUGCUUGUAAAUAAGUCCAUGCCCACAGUGACUCAGAUUCCUUUGGAAGGAAGUAAUGUACCACAGCAACCACAGUACAAAGAUGUACCCAUAACCUACAAAGGAGCAACAGACUCAUAUAUUGAAAAAGUGAUGAUAUCUUCAAAUGCUGAAGAUGCUUUUCUGAUCAAAAUGCUGCUGAGACAGACAAGGCGUCCAGAAAUUGGAGACAAAUUCAGCAGUCGUCAUGGGCAAAAAGGUGUUUGUGGCUUGAUCGUCCCCCAGGAAGACAUGCCAUUUUGUGAUUCUGGCAUCUGUCCGGACAUCAUCAUGAACCCACACGGCUUCCCAUCACGAAUGACGGUGGGGAAGCUCAUUGAGCUGCUGGCUGGCAAGGCCGGUGUGCUGGACGGCAGAUUCCACUACGGCACUGCGUUUGGAGGCAGUAAAGUGAAGGAUGUGUGUGAGGACCUCGUUCGCCAUGGUUAUAACUACUUGGGGAAAGACUAUGUUACAUCCGGCAUCACAGGAAAUAAGGCACAUUUUUGGCCAGGUGUUGACCAGAAAGUGCAAAACCAUAGGAUCAAUUUGGUGGACCUUCGUGAACAUAAUUUGUACUGAAAGAAUUGGAUGGGUUAUAUCCUGCUUGCCGUAGACAAUGGUUAGUCUAUAUCCCAGUCCACACUGCCUUCCCCUAUGCCCCCAGCCAGAGUUUUCCUUUCUUUGCCAUUUAUUUCAGUGACAAAAUCUGAGAAGCACUGUUUAGUUGAAAAUUCCCGAGGGCAUUUAAAUAUAUCACCACCAGCUUUCACUUUUUGUUCAUUCUUGAACAUAGAUAGGUAGGAGGAAAAAUUGCAUAUAGCUUUACUCUGUGGAUGAUGGAAUAGCAUUGGGUAACCGAGUGUCAUAAAUUCUACCAUGAGCAACCCUACCAUUGAGGAAUAGAAUCAUUCACUGUUAGAGCAGGAAAGAAUCUUGUUCUGACCGCCUUCUUGUACAACUAAGAACACUCAGCUAGAGAGGUCAUGUAAUUACUUUACUAUGUGACAAAACCAAGACAAGGACAGGGUCUCUUAAUACCCUCUCCAUUGUGCCUUCCACUCCACUCUGUGUCUUCCAAGAACCAGGUUGUGCUGAAGUCAGCAGAAUGGCCUGAUGACCACAAAAGCCUUGGCUCAGGAUGCUGAGAGUGUGAUCAGGGACACCGAGCAAACAGUGGCCAAGCUUUUCCUUUGCCUCUCUGCUGUGUCUGUUGUUUCCUUUACUUUUUCUACUUUUACAUCAUGCUGUACCCCAGAGUUUACUUGUUCCAAAUCAGACCAGUGUUGCAGGGAGAGCCCUGGAUUUGAACCCUCACUGCACCACUCACCAGUUCUUAUCUGACCUGUCGGGCGCUCUGUGUCCAUUUCUUCAUCUUCAAAAUAGAGGUGACAGUUCUUCCUCCCUGGAUCGUUGUGUGGAUUAAGUAGCACAUGGUAGUUGCUUCCUUCCCUUUGAAGAAGAAAGUUUGAGGCAGUUAAAAAAAAAUUUUUUAAGACAUCAGUUCUCUGGUUGUUCUUGCUCCAGAUUAAUGAGAAAAGGUUUCUUCUGUCAAAGUACUUAUAUAUUCACCCUCUUCUUAAACUCUUACUACAGACUUUCUAAAGAUUCAUUGAAGCAGUUAUGUAAUAGACAUUUAUUGAGUACCAGUUGUGUGCCAGGCAGGGUCACAGGUGCUGGAGCCACCGUGACAAAGGAGACAAAGUGCUUAUCCUUGCAGAGUUACUUCUAGUGGGGAAGACAGGCAAUAAUCCGAGAGAUAAUAAAUGUACACCACGGUAUCAAAAGGGGCAAGUGCGCCAAAGGGUCAGGUUGAGACAGGGCCGGAGUGACGAUGCCAGGUGGGAGGAGGACUUCUUUAGAUGUGGUAUUCAGUGAAAGUCUCUCUGAGCAGGUGAAAUGUUUGACAGAGCCAUAUGAAUACCUGGCGGGAGAGUGUUUCAGGCAAAGGAAACGGUAAGUCAGAGGCCCCAAGAGAGGAACAGGCUUGCUCCAUUUGAGGAGUAAUGAAGAGGCCAGUGUUGUUGGAGUAGAGUGACUGGCGGGACACUGGAAUAGGAAACAGUGAGGUGUGCAGGAACUGGAGUAUGUCUCACCAUGUGGCCAUAAUAUAGAAUGUUGGCAAUACAGAUUCCAAGUAUGAUGGGAAACCAUUGGUGAGUUCAGGACAGAAGAAUGACCUAUUGUGAUUUACAUUUUAGAAGGCAUCCCCCUGACUUUUUAUGCAAAGAAUAGAUUGUUGAGGGAUGAGAGUGGAAGCAGGGAGAUUAAUUAGAAGAUUAUCUGUGGUAGCCCAAGCAAGAAAGGAUGGUGGCCUGACCAGGGAGGUCAUCCUGAAGGAGAGAUCAUCCCAUACACACUGUUUCCCAACCUGUUUAAAUGUCUAUUUCUUUGUAAAGCCAUUUAUCUUUAAAUAUAGCUAUGGUACUUUUCAUAUUUUUACAACUAGUCUUUUCAUUCACUACAGACUGAAAAUCAUUCUUAUCCAGUCAGUCAUAAAUGAGUAAGGACCUGCCAGUGAUGGGUCCAAAGGCUGUCUCUUGUUAGCCCAAACUUAGUUUCUUAACCCACAACAA